Molecule: messenger RNA, 627 nt
Organism: Cygnus olor (mute swan)
Lineage: Eukaryota; Metazoa; Chordata; Aves; Anseriformes; Anatidae
Product: protein FAM71A-like
Exons: 2
Coding region: 87-590 (167 amino acids)
Source: RefSeq, a predicted model, not a curated record
UACCACCUGUCCCUGUAGUCGACCUUCCCUACACUCCCUUCCGUGAUGUGGGACAGCCCAAGAGGUGGUGUGUCUGCCAACGUAGUAUGUACACUGACACUGGGGGGCCCACCACUGGGAGUACCCCAGUAACUAGAUUUUCCUCCAGGCUGCUUCCACUGUGGUGUAUAAAUCUGGCUGUGCAGGAUUUCUCCGAGGAACGUCUGUGGCUCUGUUUCCACACAGGCCACAGGAUAUAUCUUCAGUUGAGUCCUGGCCCUGGUUCUGAGGGCCUCUUCCUCUGCUGGGCCCUGCUGGCGCACAUGCUCCACAUGCCCAGGGCGCUUAGUCUCCUCAACACACGCUCAGAGGGGGCCAUGCCUAUAGAGGAGGCCUCCUCUACGUCAGAAGUAGAAGAGGAGGACAUGACAACUGGCAUUGUCCUGCCCAUGGACAAAGCAUCACCAUCUGCAGAAAUUGACAAGACCUCCUCUGCUGCCAGCACUCCAGAGGUCAUUCCAGAGCAAACUUGUGCAGAGCACCUAAGCAGCAACCAGGACGGUGACCAGCGCCAUAGAACAGACAAAGUUGGUCAGCCACUGGAAGGGUGAUAGGUGAGUGGGUAGGGCCAUUCAGCCAGGAGAGAGG